CUUAUAAAAGAUCGUAAUUAGAGGUCAUCGUGCGUCUUAGAUUCAAUGCCAAUGCACAAACACGGUCAGACUGCACAUUUCCACAAUGCGAUUCUCGUUCGAUUUCGGGUAGUACUGCGUCGAUAUUUGAUCAUAGUUAUGUUAUUUACGCGUCUCUAACUGCAAUAAAUUAAUAAUAAUAUAACACGAUAAUAUAGAGUUUAAGUAUUGAAAAAAGUUUUAUCGCGAUACUAACAUUUCCAAGAUGCGCCGGACACGGUUCGUCUAGGACUAUACUAUAUAUUAUAUUGUACAAUAUAAAAUAUACCAAAAUAAUUCAAGAUAUACCAGAGACGAAUAUCGAAUCGAUCAAAAGCUGUGGAUUUAUUUUUAAAUUUCGACAAUGAAAACGGAUAAAAAAAUGGUGCUGAUUUUUCUUUCAUUCCUGGUUGUUGCUCAUUGCACGGACUUGCAGCCAUUGGCGAGCAGCGACGAAGAGAACCGAGUAGAUCCGAUCGACAGACCAGCCGCGGGUGUCGGUGGCGGCGACCCGCACUCCGAGACGAGCGCCGCCGAGUCGACCACGGCUGCGGCGGCCGUCGACGGCCACCGGUCGGGCAGACAGUAUUACCAACAGUCGGCGGCGUCCGCGUACCAGCCGUAUCCGCAGCGCAGGGCGUACAACAAGAGCCCGGGCCAGCCGAUGAAGAGGCCCAAGUUCAGGACGAAACCCGGCGGUGGAAGGCGGGGGCAGAGACCACGACGCAGGCCGUCCAUGUCCGGGGGGCCACCGACGAUGCCUUCGGCGACAGGUUCGCGGUACAGGCGGUUACCGUCACCGGCCCCGAUGUUGCGCCCUCAGCACGUCAACUACAUCGACACGGCGGGCGGCGCGGACUACGACGACGGUUUCGAGUCGGCGCCACUGCCCGUGUCGUCGUUGGACUACGGCGACAUGCGUGAAUUCGACCACGAAUCGGCCGCUUACGCUUACGGGCCGCCGCUGCAGGCCGUAGCCGGUGGUCGGUCACGCAAGCGUCCCGUCAUCGUCGGCGCCGCCCCCACCAUCGGCUAUGCCGACGAAACACGUCCGGCGGCCAUCAUGCACGUGCCGGUGCGCGUCAUUCGGCCCACUGCACCGACGCGGUCGACUGCCACCAACGAAGUGGACGCGGUGGCCGACCCGAUGGACAAGCUCAGACAGUUGGUGCACGAGGCAAUGGACGAGCACUUUGCCAGUCGGCACCAGGAACUGUACGGCGACGGGUUCGGAAAACAGCAGAAGCAGCAGCAACAGAACCAUCCGAACAUGCAGCAGGUGUACAGCGCCAAGUACAAGCGGCAACCGCCGGCGCCCGCCGACAGGGAGAAAGCCCUACACCACGAUCAUCAACAACAGCGAACGGCCGACGCAGUGAGGUCUGCCACAGCGGACGUGCAGCCAUCGCAGUCGUCAUCCGUCAAGGCGACCAAAGACGCGGACGUGGACGCCGACGGUUCGGACGACCGGUUGACGUUGGCCGAGAUAUCUGCGUACAUGGGCGCCAAACCCGCGGAAACGGUACUCAGCGCCGGCGGUCACCGGUACGUGUUGUCUGACGCACUGCAGCAGAGCUACCGACAGCAACAGCGCCAACAGCUAGAUCACCAGCAGUACGGCGGCGAGGACCAUCAUCAGCCACAGUAUUUGCGUUACGUGUCGCCAUUCGAAGCGCUUUACGAGUUGCCGGGCGCUCGGUGGACGUACAAGUAAGAGAAGGUACAAUUUACUGCACAGUAGUCGUACGUGGACACAGUUUCGGUGGAUUUUGUUUCAUAUUAGGUAGCUGAUUCUGACCAUCCAUCCAAAACCAUAAAGGUCCGCUAGUUAUACUAGUCAAGACCAACAAAAACAGAAAAACCAAAAAUUUCAGUCACACCUAAAAUAAUACUAAUACUUACUGUAUUAUACGCGUCUAUACAUAAUUCCAUCCAAAUAAAAAUUAAACAAUAUUAUUUUUGAUGACUAAAAUAUUAUAAUACGCUUGUUCACCCGUAUAGACGUAUUCAGGCACAUUAGUAUUGAAGCCUGCAGAACUCUGGAUGUCCUUAAGGUGUCAACAAUUGAUGAAAACAAUUAACUAUAAAGUUAAUAAGUUCAUCCCCUAAGUAAAAAAACUGAAAAAAACCUUUGAAACUAAAUUUCUACAAAUUAUAUUGGUUGAAUAUUAUAUUUCUAUAUUACCCUUGAGUGUAAAUGUGUAAACUUACCUAAUUCUAAACGAAAAUCAUUCUCUUUCAAUCGUAGUUAUAAAUGAGUGCACUCGGUUAAACCGUAGGUACCAGAGAUUAAGUAUACUUACAUGUUACUUAUAAAAUAUUCUAAAUACUUAGGUUGUUCGGUACUAAUUUAAUUAGAUAGUAUUAAAACCUCGUAUAUUGAACUUUUAUAGUAUAUAAUAUAUAAUAUAUCUAUAAAUAAUAUAUAAUAAUGCAUAUUAAAAUGUAUACCACAAAUAUAUUGUAAAUUUAAUUGAAUCGGAAAUUUGUUUUAUUGAUUUACGGUUAUAUAUUUAUAUUAUAUUAUACAUUAGUUGAAUUCUUGUAAUUAUUGAUAAUGUUCGGCACACGCGUUGAGUGUGCGACUUGUUUAUGUACCUAUACCUAUACCUAUACCUAUACCUAUACCUAUGCCUAUACCUAUACCUAUACCUAUACCUAUUAUUAUUUAUUAUUUAUGAAUUUUUUUUGUGUACAUAUUGCAUAGUAGCAUAUAAAUAAUAUAUAAUAUGUAUUAACUAUAUGAUUAUAAUAAUUUUGUGAAAAUGUCUACAUUUCGUUAAAUUAUAAUAUUAUUACUAUCCAUUUCAA
Messenger RNA from Metopolophium dirhodum (rose-grain aphid), 2829 nucleotides. RefSeq lists its product as uncharacterized. The transcript has 3 exons. The record is from RefSeq and is a predicted model, not a curated record. Bases 383 to 1732 code for a protein of 449 amino acids. Lineage: Eukaryota; Metazoa; Arthropoda; Insecta; Hemiptera; Aphididae.